AUGUCGAAGAAAUUUGAUCCCGAGACGGCCGAGAACCUCGAGGAUAUGGAGAAGCAGUUCGCCGUUAAGGCCGUCGAACAUUUGAUGACCUAUUGGUCGAUUCUCGAGAAGGUCCCAGGCUCGAAGCUUCGGUUGACGAAGAUGGAUGAUCAAAUCCUCGAGAGCUUCAUGAAAGAAUUUCCCGAUUUCGAUCCCGCCGUAACCCUCAACGAGGAGGACAUGAAGAGCAAGGCGGGUAAGGAGAAGUGGCGCAACUGGAUGAAGCAGUACGAGAAAACGAUUGACGACUACAACUUUGGCACUAUGCUGCGCUCGAACCCCAAGUUUGAAUACGACCAGGAGACUACGAUCUUUGCCGUGCGCAUGCAAUUCUAUGCCGUUGAAAUCGCCAGAAACCGUGCCGGUCUUAAUGACUGGAUCUAUGAGAAGGCUCAGGGCAAGUCCAGCUCCCAUGGAAUAUUGACAUACACCAUGGCAGGUAUCCUUCAAUUCAAACGCUGCUUGGGCCGGAGGCCAAGUUGGCUUUCGCUCUUCAGCUUCACCACUAAAAAACACAUCCCAACUCUUUGCUUCGCCAUUCUUUUCGCAUCAUUAGCUAGUGCUAGUUCCCCGAUUUUUGCUACACUCCUUGGGGAGGCAUUCAACUCUUUAGCAUUGUUCGGUAGUGCUCAAAUCUCUGCCCAGGAACUAAUUCAAACGACAAAAGCAAGCUGUAUCAAACUGGCAUGCUUAGGUGUUUAUAGCUGGUUCUGCAACAGCAUCUAUUUCAUUCUUUUUGUGACCUUCGGAGAGCUCCAAGUCGCUAAUGCACGGGGCGCCCUCUUCAAAGGACUUUUGCAGAAAGACCAGGAAUGCCAAAUCUACGAGUUGCAGAAAUCAACGUCCCAGCCUCUGGGACUGCUACUGCAGUAUAGCUUCCGAGCCAUUGGCUCGCUGGCUCUGGCGUUUUACACCUCCUGGAACCUUUCUCUGGUCACGCUAGCAGGGAUCCCGGUCUUCUCCGCCAUGGCUUCAUUUAUCUCUUCUAAGAUGAAGUUCAAUAUUGAAGCACAGCAGGCUGAGUUGGCAAGCGCUUCGAAGGUUGUCAACAACACCACCACUUCGAUUGAUACAGUCAAGUGCCUGAACGGGGAAGCUUUUGAACUCUACAAUUUCUCGAGCAGGAUUGACGAGGCUGCGUCGCAGUUUUUGAAACAGGCGCGGUUGAACUCAAUUCAGAUAGCCCUCAUUCGAUUGAUGACGUACGGCAUGUUUGUUCAAGGCUUCUGGUACGGCAGCUCUUUGGCAUCGUCUGGGCGGCUCUCACCUGGUGACGUUUUGAGGACAUUUUGGGCUUGUCUCACCGCAGCACAGUCCAUCGAAUUUAUUAUGACUCAAGUAAUCGUACUAGAUAAAGGUGCGAUUGCAGCCUCUGCAUUAAAAAUGACCUUGAACAGGCAGACCAACGACGGCGGCCCGAAAGAAAUGGAGGGAGCAGUAUAUCCCCAUCAAUGCGAUGGCGAUAUUGAAGUGAGCGAUUUGUCUUUCGCAUAUUCGUCUCUGCCUGAGAUGCUCAGCUUGAACUCGGCAAGCUUCUUCUUCCCAGCGGGGGAGACAACUUUCGUCAUAGGAAAGAGUGGAUCUGGGAAAAGUACCCUAGGGCAACUACUCACACGGAUAUACUCGCCAACCUCUGGUGAAAUUCUCAUAGACGGCACACCCAUACAAACUUUGAGCAAGAACUGGAUCCGAAACAAUUUCACCUUGGUAGAACAACGGAGCAUUCUCUUCAACGAAUCGAUCUUCAUGAACAUUGCAUUUGGACGGCACGACUAUGACCAGAUCCGAAAAGAAGACGUUCAGGAAUGCAUCGACCUGGCGAUGCUGCAAAGCGUAAUCGACCACAUGCCGAACGGUAUCGACACGUGUGUGGGUUAUGGCGGUAGUUUUUUAAGUGGCGGCCAGAGACAAAGGGUUGCAAUUGCCCGGGCUAGAUUAAGAAAUACACAGGUCUUGAUCAUAGAUGAGCCUACAAGCGCUCUAGAUGGGACGAAUCGUCAUGAGGUGAUCCGAGCAAUCCGGGAGUGGCGCAAAGGGAAAACAACCAUCAUCAUCACACACGACAUGUCCCAUAUCUUGGACAGAGAUUUUGUGUAUGUCCUGGAUCAAGGAUCAGUGGUACAGGCUGGGUAUAGAUCUGAGAUUGAGAAACUAGGGAAUGAUUUCUUUCAUUUUAGCGAGGAAAGCUAUCCAUGUGAUUCCGGCGACAGCAUACUCUCAGAUAAUUCGGCUGAGCUUGAUAAAAACCGACGUAUAUCCUCUGUGCUUAUGGGCCUCAGACCCGAAUCCCGACUUUCAAUCGUGCCCACGCCACAAGACACCUUGCAAGAUGGAAUGCAGCUAGUUGACUUUACUGAACGGAAGUCAACUCAUCACAAAUCAAGCAAAAGAAAAGACCGACAAAUGUCUCUGUUCCAGAUAAUGCUAACGAUUAUACCUAAUUUGACCGUCGGGCAACGUGUUCUUCUGCUCCUUGGGCUUCUGUUCACUCUUUGCCACUCGAGCACCACCCCUAUAUUCGCUUACUUCUUAUCGAAACUCCAAGUAACUUUUUUUAACAAGACGAGCACUCUGAAAUGGGCCCUGGCCGUUUUGGGGGUCUCGAUAUCCGAUGGAAUGGUGUCCUUCUUCAUGCAUUAUCUUCUCAGUCUUUGUAGCCAAGCUUGGGUGGAUUGCCUCCGAAAAAGAGCCUUCCGCCGAGUUCUUGAUCAGCCGAAGCAAUGGUUCGAGGAGGAGGGAAACAGUCCGUCACAGCUGACCGCUUGCCUGACCCGAGAUGGUGAAGAAAUGCGAGAGAUACUUAGCCGCUUCGGUGGCUACGCUUUGGUUGCAGCUUCGAUUGCCGUGAUAGCGACUGUAUGGAGCCUGGCUGUUUGCUGGAAGCUGACUCUAGUUGCGCUUUCCAUUGGACCUGUGGUAUACGCAAUCACAAGAGGUUUUGAACGAAUCAGCGGAUUGUGGGAUAGACGCUGUAACGAGGCUAGGGGUGCAGCGUCGGAGGUAUUCGUUGAGACGUUCUCGGAGAUACGCACAGUACGUACCCUGACACUAGAACCGUUCUUUCAGGGCAAGCAUACGAAAGCCUUGUUGAAAUGUCUCACAACGGGGCUGCGGAAGACGGGUUAUACAGGGUUCCUCUUUGGGCUGGUCGAGUCUGUUAUCGUCUUCGUGAGCGCAUUGAUUAUCUACUACGGGGGACUUCUGGUGUCGGUUCUAGAAUACACCGUGGAGGAUAUCAUGACAGUCCUCUCGAUGCUGUUAUUCAGCAUUGGAUAUGCAAGUGUAGUACUUUCUUGGAUUCCGCAAAUCAGUGCAUCGCGAGAGAGAGGGUCUAGACUCUUACAGAUUGCAAACCUUGCCGGAGCUUCACACGAGCGUGUGGGAUACAUGCCCGCAAUGCCGACACCGGUAAAGCUCACCAGGUUGAACUUCCGGUACCCAUCUCGGCCAAAUGCACCAGUCUUGAAAGACGUUUCCUUCACCAUCCCCGAGAACUCAUGUACAGCAAUUGUAGGCCGGUCUGGGUGUGGUAAAUCGACCAUAGCCUCGCUGUUACUAGCUCUGUACGAAUCGCCCGCUUCCGAUAGUGUACCAGCCAUUUCACUUGGCGGUGUUGAUAUACGCAAAUUACACACUCCAACGCUUCGCUCCGUUGUGGCGAUCGUCUCACAACAACCGACGAUAUUCCCGGGGACCAUCGAAGCCAAUAUUAGCUAUGGACUGGAAGGGUCUCUUCGGGAUCCUCGCAACGUCCGCGAUGCAGCAAAGGCAGCGGGGGUGGAUGAGUUUGUAUCAUCCCUUCCGCAAGGCUACUCUACCGUUAUUGGAGAUGGCGGAGUUGGGUUAUCCGGCGGGCAAGCGCAGCGAGUGGUGAUUGCGCGGGCACUUGUCCGUCGCCCUCGGAUUUUGAUUUUAGAUGAAGCUACAUCAGCCCUUGAUCCGGCCAGCGCUGAAAUCAUCCGACAUACUGUGCAGAAGCUAGUGAUGUCACAGGUAGGCCUGACGGUGAUUAUCAUCACCCACGCCAAGGAAAUGAUGGAGAUUGCGGAUAAUGUGGUUGUUCUGGAGCAUGGGUGUGUUGUUGAAAGUGGGCCAUAUAAAACGCUGGCGAAACGACCUCAUCUGCAAGCAUUGAUAAACGAUCAGAGGACAUAGUAGUUAAACAUAUAGGAGAAUCUCAAUAAUUCUGAUCAAUCAUGUCUAAAAAGCGCUCCUUGAUACCUCCGAGCGAUGUCAAAGUUCUUUGCCG
Messenger RNA from Aspergillus caelatus, 4288 nucleotides. RefSeq names its product P-loop containing nucleoside triphosphate hydrolase protein. The record is from RefSeq and is a predicted model, not a curated record. Gene Ontology annotation, molecular function: ABC-type oligopeptide transporter activity; ATP hydrolysis activity; ATP binding. The transcript has 10 exons. Gene Ontology annotation, cellular component: membrane. NCBI's taxonomy places the organism in Eukaryota, Fungi, Ascomycota, Eurotiomycetes, Eurotiales, Aspergillaceae. Bases 1 to 4194 code for a protein of 1397 amino acids. Gene Ontology annotation, biological process: transmembrane transport.